Molecule: messenger RNA, 1854 nt
Organism: Lecanosticta acicola
Lineage: Eukaryota; Fungi; Ascomycota; Dothideomycetes; Mycosphaerellales; Mycosphaerellaceae
Source: the annotation of a GenBank genome assembly
AUGGCGAUUCCGAGGAUCUUGUGGAUCGUGAGGCUAUUGCUCUCUUCUAUAAUAGCGAUAGCAUCAUCAGCAGCAACAUCGAGAGGACAAGAAUGUAAAUGCAUCCCCUCCCAACCCUGCUGGCCCUCAGAAGCAACGUGGUCUUCCACCCUCAACACGACCGUCGCCGGCCAACUCAUCCGCAACGAACCCGUCGCUCUCCCCUGCUAUCCCGGUCCAGCGUACAAUGCAGCCUCGUGCGCGAAAAUCCAGACGCACUACGGCAAGGCUUCGUUCCAGGAAGAAGGGCCCGUGGGGUUUUGGUCGGGCUUGAAUGGUAGCAGCAGCAGUUGUCCGCCCUCACCACCUUCCGCCGGGCAGGGGAAAUGUACCCUGGGCGACGCGCCGGUGUAUACCGUCAACGCGACGGAAUGGCAACACGUCGCGGCGGGGAUUGCCUUUGCCCGGGAGCAUCGUCUUCGUCUGGUGAUUCGCGACACGGGACAUGAUUUGCUGGGGCGGAGUACCGGGUUUGGGAGCCUGCAGAUCUGGAUCCGCCAUCUGCGGACGGGCAUCGAAUUCCAUUCUGCGCUUUCGUCGGACGUCCAAGAACAACAACGACGAGGAGGACGAGGGAGUGCUGGUGGUGGUGAUGGUGAUGGUGGUGAUUGGACGGGGCCCGCGUUCACGAUCGGUGGAGGGUAUACGUGGACGGACGUCAACGCCGCGGCGGCGGAGAGGAAUGUCGUGGUCGUGGGGGGCGGGACGCCGACGGUGGGAUGUAUCGGGGGAUACAUGCAAGGCGGAGGGCAUUCGUUCGCGACGCACAAUUACGGACUGGCGGCGGAUAACGUCCUCAGGGCCAAGGUGGUGCUGGCGAAUGGAUCGUUGGUGACGGCUUCACCGACAGAGAAUCCAGAUCUCUUCUUCGCGAUUCGAGGCGGUGGGGGAGGGACGUAUGGAGUCGUAGUCGAGACGACCGUGAAAGCGUGGCCCGACACCAAUGUCGUGUCGCAGACGUUGGCUUUUGCGCCGCGGACCAGCAACGACACCGGCGUCUUCAUGGAUGUGUUGACGGACUUGUAUCAGUCGUUCCCCGAGCUAUCGAAAGGAGGCUGGUCGGGAUACGGCUCCUGGGCGGUGGAUGGUCCUGCCGCAGUCUUCGCCAACUUCACGACAGGAUACGCGCAUUACGCCGGAAACUUCAACAAAUCGCUAGCUGAGGCGCAGUCAUCUUUUGCUCCCAUGUCGGCCAAACUGCAAGAAUACAACGAGACCAGAUUGAUCGUCUCAUUGCAAUAUACCAAUCAUCCCACGUAUUGGCAAUUCUACCAGCCUUCAGAGCCGCCGGCAGGAACACUCGGGUACACUUCCAGUCGGUUUCUCGAUGAGAAAGCUCUGCUUUCGAAUCGCACCUCGCUACUUCAGACUCUUUCGACACUGGCGGGUUCCAGUGGCGAGUACACAUCUAACACCAAUGAGUUCUUUGGCGCAGCAUACGGGCGAGUCGCAGCUGAUGGCCGUACAAGUCCCGUCUCAGGCGUGAAUCCAGCAUGGCGGUCCAUGGUCGUCAAUCAUAUCGUUUCCCGCGGCUUCUCGCGGGACACUCCGGCGGCGGAAGUGGUCCAGAUUGGGCACGAUGUGGAACAUGUCAAAGGUACCGCGCUGAGAAGUCUGGCUCCAGAUACCGGAGUGUACAUGAACGAGGCGAAUUUUCUGGAUCCAGAUUACGAGGAGGAUUUCUACGGCAGUCAUUACAACAGAUUGCGGCGCAUCAAGAGGGAAUUGGAUCCGGAUGAUGUAUUCUAUUGCCAGACGUGUGUGGGUAGCCAUUCGUGGGUACAAGUCGAGAAAGGGCAGCUUUGUCGCAGCUAG